UGUAACAAAUUUAUACACAAAUAAUUUGGUAUAGAUAAUAAUAUUUAAGUAAGGAAAAUCAUAUAGGUACCUAUAGCAAGUAUGAGUGAUUCUCGGGUUAGUGGUAAACGUGCCUCCUCAGCUAGUAAAAGUGAUGCUAAAUCAGCAACCGGAAUUAGCAAUACAAUGUCAACGAAGGACUUGGACAUAUUGGAUUUACCACCAGAAACAAAUCUACAAACACUUGAUACCACUAAAACAGUCAAUCAACCACACACUCCUCAGACGUACACAGCUGAAUCGCCAAAUGAUUUUCCAUUUGCUCUACAUUUUUUAGCCAAUUUCCAUCAUAUUUGUGUAUUUACAGCACUGUUGCCUUUGGUGACACUAUUUACAUGUUUUGUAACCGCUUAUGUCUUCCAAUAUGAUGAAGUACAUGAAACACAUUGUAGGGUUUAUAACAUUGUACCCUCAAUAAGUGCAAUUACCGGCGUUAGUCCUCAGCGUUAUUUUUGGCGUUUUAGUAUUGCCUUACAUUUGGGUCCACGUCUGCCCAUUGCAUUCAUCUAUAAAAACUACUAUCGCAUUAUGUUGGCCAAAUUGCAAAAGGAACGUCCUGAGAAGGUGGGCAAUACUGUAUAUAUGGUGUACUUGAUAUUGGUAUUGAAUUGUAUAGAAAUUGCCUCGUUGGGUGGUGUUACCUAUAUUUCGAAUCGGGAAAAUUAUCCUAUACAUGAAAAGAUCUUUAUUACCUUUAUGAUCUGCUCGUUGUGUUACAUGUUGGCCACCAUUAAAUUGAAUGAAAUCAUACAUGAGGAUCACACCGAACUGACGCAAUUGCAAAGGGAUUCGAUUAAAUGGAAGAAGAUUUUAUUUGCCAUGUCAAUUCUUAGCACAAUUGGCCUACUGAUAUUCUUUGCCAAACAUCGUUUCUAUUGUCAUGAUUUGGCCUUCAGUUGGUUUGCAUUCUUUGAAUAUUUAAUUGCCAUUGCCAACAUGCUGUUCCAUUUCACCAUCAUCUGGGAUUUUCCCUUCCAAUAUAUGCUGGUGGUUCAAGGGCCUCGUGCCAAACUAGAAGAAAUAUUCCGCAAAUCGUUAGCGAAACUGGACUAAA
Calliphora vicina (urban bluebottle blowfly) is the source of this 1093-nucleotide messenger RNA. RefSeq names its product post-GPI attachment to proteins factor 2-like. The coding region runs from base 82 to 1092 and encodes 336 amino acids. Lineage: Eukaryota; Metazoa; Arthropoda; Insecta; Diptera; Calliphoridae. The transcript has 5 exons. Gene Ontology annotation, biological process: GPI anchor biosynthetic process. The record is from RefSeq and is a predicted model, not a curated record. Gene Ontology annotation, cellular component: endoplasmic reticulum membrane; Golgi membrane.